GGCUGGUGACCGGUCUGCGUUGAUUGAAUGGUUUUGAUCCAAACACGCUCACAAGUCAGACGGAUCCUGGAUGUUGAGCAGGAUUACCGCUCAGCGGGAGAGCUGCUGCAGCUUUGUCAUCAAAACUACUCACGUUUUAUUUUGUAGGCGGGGGGUGUUUGUUAUCUCCUGCAGCCUCAUGCACAGCUUCUGCGAAACCAUCCUCUUUUCUUCUUCUUCUUCUUCUUCUCUCCAGAGGGAUCGGACCGCAGACACAGGGAAUUAAAGGCCCGCUGGUUCACUGCAACAGGUCGAGGAGGAGCUGAUAUUUAUAUAUUUAUAUUGAAAUGAUAAUAAAGAUGAAUGUGAUGUGAAUGAAGCGGACAGAGGAGACACACGGACCGCAGAGGAGGAGGAUGCGUUAAUGGUUUCGGCUGCAGUCUGGGUGCGACAGAGCGGAAAACUGCCAGCAUGAUGCCGAUGUUCCUCACCGUGUACCUCAGCAACAACGACCAGCACUUCAGCGAGGUUCCCAUCAUGCCGGAGACGCUGUGCAGAGAUGUGGUGGAGCUCUGCAAGGAGCCGGGCGAGGCCGACUGCUACCUGGCCGAGACGUGGAGAGGCUCGGAACAUGUCGUUGGAGAAGGGGAGCGGAUGUUGGAGGUGUUGCAGCGAUGGGGGCAGCAGAGGGGGGAGGUUCGCUACCUCCUGCGUCACCAGAGAGCUCCAGGAAGAGAGUCGGGUGGAUCCAGAGCUGCAGAUCAGAUGAUGAAGAGGAACCAGGUGAAAGCGUCUGUGGAGAGAUGUCUGGAGAACGGGGUCUCGGCUCCUCGUCUGGACGUGACACUGAGCGACCUGCAGGAUCUGGCAACUAGACAGCAGCAGCAGAUUAAUGCACAGCAGCAGCUGCUGGCCUCCAAGGAGCAGCGGCUGCGCUACCUGAAGCUGCAGGAUCAGCGGCAGCAGCAGCCGGAGACGUCUGACCAGGAGCGACUGCAGCAGCUCAGAGAGAACGCACACAACCAGGAGGCCAAGCUGCGACGGGUCCGGGCCCUCAGGGGCCAGGUGGAGCAGAAACGCCUCAGCAACAGCAAGCUAGUGGAGGAGAUCGAGCAGAUGACCGGUCUGUUCCAGCAGAAGCAGAGAGAGAUGCUGGUCGCCGUGUCGAGGGUGGAGGAGCUGAGCGACCAGCUGGAGGUGCUGAGGAGCAACAGACUGGAGGCUCUUCUUCCUCCUCCUCCUCCUCCUCAUCCUCUCCAUCACCACCACAACACCUCCUCCACAGCUGAGCUGGAGCGCCUCUAUAAAGACCUGCAGUUGAGGAACAAGUUGAACCAGGACCAGAGCGGCAGGCUGCAGCAGCAGAGAGACAGCCUGAACAAGAGGAACCUGGAGGUGGUGUCGAUGGACCGACGGCUGGCCGAGCUCCGCCAGCGACUCUGGAAGAAGAAGGCUGCCCUGCAGCAGAAAGAGAACCUGCCGGCGGCUUCAGACGGAGUGGCCCCUCAGCACGGCGUGGGCUCCAGAGUGGCGGCGGUGGGGCCGUACAUCCAGUCGUCCUCGUCCACGACAAGCUCUCAGGGGCCUCCUGUCCUGGCUCGCCACGAGGUUCUGGUGAAGCCCGCGUACCCGGACGGCACCGCCACACUGCCCAUGCCCGACUCGUCCCUGAAGCCGCCUCCCAGACCAGCCAAACCCGCCUCAGGUUUUGCCACAACAAAAAUAGGCAAACUCUCUGACUGGAGCAGCUCGUUUUCUGAGUCCAGUGGAGGUUACAGCCACGCCUCCACCCUGCCUCGCAUGUCCAGCCUCAGCGGCCACAACUUAGACGGUAAGACCCUCACAGAUAGGAAGGCCCUCUCUGGGUCUGACAUCCCGCCCCCUGUCCCCUCACGGACCAAUCACAUCACUGAGAAGCUGCUCAGGGACAAUCAGGCUUCUGGUAAAGGUCCGCCUCCAGUUCCCAGUAAGCCCAAACCGUUCUCCUCGUCCGGCCCGCCGACCUUCUCCAAGCCCCCCUACAGCACCGGGACCUUCCCCGGUAAGGUGCGACCGGUCGGGGGCCACCUCAGGGCCGCGGGAGUCCUCUCCAGCCGCAGCCACACCCUCCCUCUGCCCAACAAGCAGGAGAGUCCGCCGGCCGCCGCCGUGCGGCCGUACACCCCCGAGCUCUCGGAGGCCACCCCCCCUGUGCUGCAGAAGCCUCAGACUCUGGCGGCUUCGUCCAUCUACUCCAUGUACACCCAGCAGGGGAAGGCCUACCUGCCGAGCGGCCAGGGCACGCUGCCCCGCAGCCAGCCCAGAGUGUACGGGAAACCAGCUCGCGGGGGUCAGCAGACCGUCGCCUCAGACGUCAUGAACUCUGGGCAUUGUGUGUCCGAAGGGAGCGAGGCUGACAACGGCGUCGGGGCCGAGACGGCAGAGCGCAGCACCCCGCGGCCGCUGAGCCCCACCAAGCUCCUCCCCUUCCUGUCCAACCCUCACAGGAACCCCAGCGACGCCGACCUGGAGGCCCUGCGCCGCCGGCUGCACCACGCCCCGCGGCCCCUGAAGAAACGCAGCUCCAUCACGGAGCCCGAGGGCCCGGCGGGUCCCAACAUCCAGAAGCUGCUCUACCAGAAAACCACUCUGGCUGCAAUGGAAACCAUCCCGAUGGAGACGGUCAGUCCGGCGGGGACGUACGUCCAGCCUCACGAGGACGUGACAGGCGGUGCCGAUGUGAUGUUCAGAGUCGAUGACAACCAGCCGCUCGCUGAGAGCCCGGAGGACGGUCUGACUCCGCCCUCUCUGCCCCCCCGUGCACCCAUCCCUGACCCCGCCACCUGCCACUCCCUGCCCCCCCCUCUGGAGGACAAGGAAGAGGUUUGUCCGUCCGCCUCGGUCCGCCUGGGCUUUUUUGCCGAUGAGUUCCCCCCCUACCCGCCUCCACCUUACCCCACCUGUGAGGAGGGGGAUCAGGGAGAUGACUCCUUCAACCUGCAGCCGCCGGAGGUCACGGGACAGGUGACGGUGCCCCCGGGUAAGAAGUCGAUCCUCCGUAAAGCCGACUCGGAGCGGAUCGACCACAGCAUGCGGGUCAAAUUCAACCCUCUGGCCCUGCUGCUGGACUCGUCUCUGGAGGGCGAGUACGACCUCGUCCAGAGGGUCAUCUACGACGUGGACGACCCCAGCUCGCCAAACGACGAGGGCAUCACGGCGCUGCACAACGCCGUCUGCGCAGGCCACACGGAGAUCGUCAAGUUUCUGGUUCAGUUCGGGGUCAACGCCAACGCUGCCGACAGCGACGGCUGGACGCCCCUCCACUGCGCCGCCUCCUGUAACAAUGUACAGGUCUGCAAGUUCCUGGUGGAGUCGGGGGCGGCGGUGUUCGCCACCACGUACAGCGACAUGCAGACGGCCGCCGACAAGUGUGAGGAGAUGGAAGAGGGCUACGCCCAAUGCUCCCAGUUCCUCUACGGCGUUCAGGAGAAGAUGGGCGUGAUGAACCGCGGCGUGGUGUACGCCCUGUGGGACUACGAGCCUCAGAGCGACGACGAGCUCGGCUUCAGCGAGGGCGACUGCAUGACGGUGCUGCGGCGCGACAACGAGGUGGAGACGGACUGGUGGUGGGCGAGAUGUGCAGACCGGGAGGGCUACAUCCCCCGCAACCUGCUGGGGCUCUAUCUGAGGAUCAAGCUGCGGCAGAGGAGCCUGGCUUAACCGCCGACUGACAAAAGACCAAAAUGUUACGAGAAGGAGUUUAAUCCUCUGGACUCGAGGUUGUUGUAAAGAGAGAGACGAUGUUUUCUGAACUGCUGUUGGACCUCGGCACAAAGAAUGUCAUCAUGAGCUCAUUGUCAUUGCUGGAGGGACAGAAGAAGAAACAAUAGUUCAUCAGCAUCCUGUGCUAAAAUGAACAGAUUAUCACUUUACCAAAAUUCAUCGGCAGAUAUUUGACUUUUGCCAGCGACUCACACAUCUGCUGCCCUGAGGCAUCGGGGGGGGGGGGCCUAAAAACAAAAUGUGAAAAUGAUUUUGGGUUCAUGUUGUAAUUUUUUUUUAAGAUUUCAUUGUAUUUGAAUGAAUAGCAGAGAGAAAGAGAGUCGACGACGUGCGACAAAUGUCCCAACGGUUGGUUGGUUUUGUCAUUAUUAAAGUAUUUAAAGGUACAGUCCCGUUUUGUUACAGCAUCCACUAGCUUUCAGAAUCAUAACGCAUUUAGGAAGUGUUUCACCAAAUAUGGAGUUCAUUUUUAUGUUCUUCAAUAAGUAAGGAUGUUGUACGGAGCCCAAAGUCCCAAAAUACAGUUUUUUUUUCUCCCCUCACAAGUUUGUGACUUGAGGGACCAAAACAACAAGUUAGUGGUUUGUGGGAAUAAAAUAUGAACUUGUGCAAACUAGUGACGUCUGUAAACUGGACGAUAAAUUGUACAAGCAAGAUAUAAAAAAAUAUCUUUUGUUUCUUUGGAGCUCUGUAGUGCAGGUGAUUUUUCACCAGGUAAUUAAAAAAAUAAUUUGUAGCCGUUUUUUGUUGUGCACUUUUGCCGAUUUGAUCAAAUCCAGCUGAGAGCCUCAGAAGGGCUCGAUGUAAACAGGCUGCCAUUAGUUAAGGUUAGUUUGAUAUUUAUGUCGUUAAUAAACACAUACAGGAACUCUGUGAGAAGGAAAAGCACUCGUUUAAGAGUAGACAACGGUUUGGAUUUAUUUUUGGGUUUUUUAAUAGUUAUAAAAGUUUAUUUACAAGAGUCCAUGUUCUGCUACAAAGUGCAGUUUGUGUCAUUUUUUUAAAAGAAAGUCAGAAGCAGAUUUUUUUUUAAAUAAAAUAAAAAUUAAAAAAAGACAGCUAUAGUGAAAAUUUUAAUUUUAAUCAUUCAUCUGUCUUUUUUGUGUCGACAUGAAGGACUUAAAUUACAAACUAAACGUGUAAUCUCAGUAUUGUUGUAAUACACUGGACCAGUAGCUCAAAUCAACUCCAACGCCGAUUUAAAUAAGAGGAUGCAAGUGGUGUUUUUUAUUUUUUUAUUAUUUAGCCAGGCUAACAGUUUCCACCCGCUCCCUGUCUUUGUGCUAAGCUAAGUUAAAAACCUGCUGGACCUCUCUGUGUUCUGGACACACGGAUAUGAAACUGAUUUCUUCAUCUCUGACUCUGGCGAAGACGGAGAACGAGAAGAUUGUUUUUAAAAUAAAAAGGUAAAAUAAAUCAAACCUUCUGUCCUCAAUGUUCCAUUUUCACUUCCUGCAAGAAACAUGAAUGAUAUAAAGUAAGCGUUUCAGUCAUGUUUCAACAGUUUAUUUAUUAGU
This is a messenger RNA of Anarrhichthys ocellatus (wolf-eel), 5258 nucleotides long. RefSeq names its product apoptosis-stimulating of p53 protein 2-like. Gene Ontology annotation, biological process: regulation of apoptotic process. The transcript has 18 exons. Lineage: Eukaryota; Metazoa; Chordata; Actinopteri; Perciformes; Anarhichadidae. Gene Ontology annotation, molecular function: p53 binding. The record is from RefSeq and is a predicted model, not a curated record. Gene Ontology annotation, cellular component: nucleus. The coding region runs from base 451 to 3678 and encodes 1075 amino acids.